Messenger RNA from Enterobius vermicularis (human pinworm), 1431 nucleotides. The record is from the annotation of a GenBank genome assembly. Lineage: Eukaryota; Metazoa; Nematoda; Chromadorea; Rhabditida; Oxyuridae.
GUUGCGGAAACUAAGGUACUUUUGUACGAGAUGAUUGCUAGCGAAGACGCUGGGAGUGAGGUGGAAGAUGACGAAUCACCUUCUAAAAAAUCCGAUGAAUUGACAACAGUUGAUCUGCGUCUGGACGAUGAGGAGCCGGAUGGAGGUUCUCCUAAACUGACCCUAACUGCGGAGAAUUCCGAACAUCUUCCAUUCACUGCCUUUGCCGAACGAUCAAAAAUUGAAAUUUCAAUCAGGCAGUACGAGAAGAAAGGAGAGGGUAUGAACGCAUAUAUAGUCUAUAAAAUUGUUACAAAGACAGAGAACGUGCUAAGCUUUGCAAAUAAAGAGUACGAAGUCUGGCGUCGCUUUAGUGAUUUUUUGGGGCUACAUGAGAAACUUAUGGGGAAAUAUUUUCACAAAGGAACCAUGGUCCCACCUCCACCUGAGAAAAGCAUUGCAGCUCUUACGAAAACCAUUAUGAAUCAUGGCAAUGACGAACAUACUACGAAUGACUUCGCUGAAAGACGCGCUCGGGCCCUCCAGCGAUUUUGCACUCGCAUUUCGCGCCACCCAAAGUUGGUUACAGAUUGUGAUUUUCGCGAGUUUUUAACAGUUGAUGCUCCUCUACCAAAGGCCACUUCAACGGCUGCGUUGAGUGGAGCUAGUGUGAAAAGGAUGUUUAAAAAUUUUGGAGAUGUAUUUUCGAAGAUGGCUUACCAUAUGGACGAAAACGAUAGAUGGUUUGAAACAGCUCAACAACAGAUGGAUGAUAUGGAGCAGACGUUGACAAAACUUCUUAGAGCUGUUGAAAUGGUUGGCAGUUAUAGGCAUGAAUUAGCAGGUGGUACAGAAUUAUUCUCCAAAGCUCUUUCAAUGCUAGCAUCAUGCGAAGAAAACACUGGUCUUGCUAGGGUCUUGUCGCAUUUGACGGAAGCACAAGAAAGUGUUGCGCACUUUCAUUCUGUACAAUCGGAGAGGGAUCAGUCCCUGUUUAUUGAAGUCAUACAGGAACAGUUGAAUUAUCUUCUAGUGAUGAAGGAGCUUUUUUUCGAAAGGGUUAAGGUGUGGCAAAGCUGGCAAGCAGCGCAGCAGAAUUUAACAAGAAAACGUGAGCUAAAGGGGCGAUACGAGGCUGCUAGAAAAGUGGAUAAAAUUGCACAAGUCAGAGACGAAUUGACUGUUGUAGGUUCUUACAAUUAUCUGGUAACAAGUGAACUGCUCCUCAAGUUUGACAAGUUUGCGGAGCAGCAGGUUGAUGAUGUCGAAAAAGAGUUUGCAGAAGUGAGCAAAGUUAUUCGAGAGGAGUAUGAAAGGUACUUGAAUGAAAGAAGAGUUGACAUUCAUGGUAUGUUUGUGAAAUAUGUUGAGGGUUUACUAGAAACUCAAAGGAUGCUCCUUCAGCAGUGGGAAAGGUUUGCCCCCGAAACCCGAACAAUUGUUACUGUUUAA